Oryzias latipes (Japanese medaka) is the source of this 1035-nucleotide messenger RNA. It is a transcript of the gene mrpl16, whose product is annotated as mitochondrial ribosomal protein L16. The record is from RefSeq and is a predicted model, not a curated record. Gene Ontology annotation, molecular function: rRNA binding; structural constituent of ribosome. Gene Ontology annotation, biological process: mitochondrial translation. Gene Ontology annotation, cellular component: ribosome; mitochondrial large ribosomal subunit. Lineage: Eukaryota; Metazoa; Chordata; Actinopteri; Beloniformes; Adrianichthyidae.
UGUUUCUUUUAUUAGCGGAAGUUGUGGAUCAACACAUUUUUUUUGCAGGCGACCUUGCUAAAAGCGUGUUUACAAUUACCCUUGUUGUUUUUAAUCGUAUACGGGCCACAUGAGGUAACAGUUCGGGUCUGUUUGUACCCUUUCAUCAGCUUGAUAAUGGUGUCGGUCCUCAAGGCUGCGGUCGGCGGACUGAUGGACGUUUGCAGAGCUAACAACCACCUGAGGGGUUUCUUGCACAACCACCUAAAACUCUUUGCUGCAGGGAUGAAGACGUAUGAAAUCCCUCCGGAUUACAGCAAUGUGGUUCUUCCUGCAAAACCCAAACUGAAGUUUCUGAACAAGGUGCCAAACCUAAAGAAGGCCAAGAAAGAGAUGAAAAAGCUGCGGGAUAUCCAAGGUCCAGCGAAGGCGGCCAAUGCCUUCACUGUGGGACAGUACGCUAUUGUGGCGAUGGGUGGAGGGUAUCUCCAUUGGGGUCAUUUCGAGAUGAUGCGUCUCACGAUUAAUCGCAAAAUGGAUGCACGGACAACAUUUGCCCGCUGGCGCGUCAACGCCCCAUAUAAACCUGUCACUCGUAAAGGCCUUGGCCAGCGCAUGGGUGGAGGCAAAGGAGCGAUCGACCACUAUGUCACACCAGUCCGCUACGGACGUCUAAUAGUGGAGCUGGGAGGAAAGGUGGAGCUGGGGGAGGUGGAGUCGGUUCUCACUGAAGUGGCUAAAAAGCUACCGUUCCCUGCUAAGGUUAUGAGCAGGGAAGACCUCGAAGCUUUGAAAAAGGUCCAUGCUGAUAUGGAGCAGAACAACCAAAAUCCAUGGACGUUUAAGCAAAUUGUACAGGGAAACAUGUUAGGCAUUAGGAAAGUGCUGAGUCCCUUUGAUCUGCACAACCAUGGACGUUUUACGGGCAAAUUUCAUCUCCCGGGCAGAGUGUGACAGACCAGAGGUAGUUUUCCAAGUGCUUUGAAACAUUUCUGAUAACAAAUACAUUUUAAAAUAAGUGUACAUGUUAAAUAAAACUAUAUGUAUUGAAAGAAA